AUGACACGACCCGUGCCAAGAAGACAUGCUUUUGACACAGCGGACUCGGACCUUUUUGAGCGGCAAGAGGCAGCGCUCUCCUUGUGGGCGGAAAAGUUUAAGGAGAGACAGCGGCUCUUCGCGGAGCGAGAGCACGUCUUCGAGGGGACUCGCCUGGCUCUGGGCGGGCCUCGGAGACGCCGCGUUCUUCCACCUGCUGCCUCACCUGCACCGGAGCAUCCGCCGCGGAGAGUGGGCGUUUCUCGCUGCGCUUCAGCGGCUCCCGCUCUCGCGGCUCCGCUCCUCGCUGACACGCCACCUGCCUCAUGCACCGGACCUUCAGCCUCGCCACGGCACAGCGGCUCCGCCUCCCAUCUCGGCUCAACGGAGGCUCCCGCGCCAGAGGCUCGGCUGUGUACCCCGCCCGCUCGCGCCCGCCGCCAUCGCACUUCCCAUUCGGAGCUGCAGCACCCGGUGACACCAUCUCAGACCACUGCUAAAGACAUUAUCCCCGCUACACCUGAUAAUUUCUCCCACUCAAUCACCAUUUCCUCACCCAUUACUCAACCUUUUUUUGCCAGCACAGUGGCUCAGAUUCAGCCUUCCCCUUCACCUGUUUCACCUUCUCAGGUGAAGGCAGCUAGGGCUCAGCCUGUCUCUGUGGCAUCCCCACCUGUGCCAGCUCCCAGGACGAGAGCAGCUGUGACCCAGUCUACCUCCACACCCGUUCCUGUUUCUCGGGUGGGGGUGACUGGUGUCCAGCCACCUCCCGUGCCUGUCCCAGCACCCAGGGUGAAGGCCGCUAGAACCCAGCCUGACCUCCCUAGAGGCUCAGAAGAGCCAGCCUCUCCACCUGUCAGUUCACCUCUUCAUCCACCUCCUGAUCCAGCCUUUCACGCCCUCGCACUAUCCCUGGUUAGGCUAGAUGAGGUGUCCCCUGCCCAGGCACCAGCUUUACUAGCCCAGGCUGUAGCUCAGCCGUUAGCCACACCAACCUCAGCUCCGUCGUCAGCUUGGCCUACCUCUGUUCAUCCCUUAGCAUCCCCACUCCAGUCAGUUCCCUCACCUGCUGUUCAGCCUCCAACCCAGUCAGUUCCCUCACCUGCUGUUCAGCUCCCAGCCCAGUCAGUUCCCUCUCCUGCUGUUCAGCUCCCAGCCCAGUCAGUUCCCUCUCCUGCUGUUCAGCUCCCAGUCCAGCCAGUUCACUCACCUGCUCUCCAGUCUGCUCCUGUCCAGUCACCUGUAGCUCAGGCUGCUCCAGUCCAGUCAGUCCAGUCGCCUCCUGCCCAGUCAGUCCAGUCGCCUCCUGUAGCCCAGUCUCCUCCUGUCCUCCAGUCUCUUGUAGUCCAGUCUCAUCCCGUCCUCCAGGCCUCUGUAGUCCAGUCAUUCAUCCACCAUCCUGUUCAGUUCCUGAACCUGCAGCCACAGCAUCCAGAGCCAGCUGUGAGCUCUCCCGCUCCUCAGCCAGGGGUUUCCGCACCCGCUGGCCCGGCCGCUCCUCAGCCAGGGGUUUCCACACCCUCUGGCCCUGCCUGUCUCCAGCCAGGAGUUUCCGCGCCUCCUGGCCCUGCCCGUCUCCAGCCAGGGGCUUCUGCACCUCCUGGCCCUGCCUGUCUCCAGCCAGAGGCCUCCGCGCCUACUGGCCCAGCCUCCGAAGCUGUUGCUCCGUCACCGCCGGCUCCCAUGCCGUCGCCUGGUCAAACCUCGGCCUCGGCUCAAGCUUCUGCCUCUGCGUUAGCCUCGCCUGGUCCUGCGGCUGCCACGCCGUCGCCCAAGCCACGUUCUGGACGUCGCUGCCGUCUUCCUCGCGGCCGCCCACCGGACCUUCUCGGUGGCCGCCGCCGUCUUCCUCACGGCCGCCCACCGGACCUUCUCGGUGGCCGCCGCCGUCUUCCUCGCGGCCGCCCACCGGCCGCCCACCAUUAUCCUGCACCGCGAGUCCAGCGUUUGGGUCAUCUCUUCCUCACCUCCACACACGACACUCCUGACAUGUCCUGCAGGUUUUAGAUGUGUUCUUGAUCCAACACAGCUGAAUAAAUAGCUAAAUUAGCUCUUCAACAUGUCUUGAAGUUCUCCAGGCUGUGUCUAAAUUCAGGGAAAGGAUGCUUCCGAAGAUCCUACCUACCUGCUCCAUGAAGGUAGGAUCAUUCGAGGGCCGGGUAGAAUUCAAGUGAGCGGCUGUGAAAUUGGACAGCCUUCUAGCCUUCGUUCAAAUCUGCCCUUACUUCCGCGUUUUUACGGCCGCUAGCGCCACAGCGCAAAAACUUUAAAAUGAGCCCAGAAAUGUCGCUCCGUGUUUUUGUACAUUUUUAGCCUUCAAGGAGCUAGAAAAACUUUGGGGGUGUCCAAAUUCAUAGGCUGCAUUCUCCUGCACCCGCAUUUGUAGACCAAUUGCGUCACAGUGACGCGACAAAGGCUGUCCAAAUUCGUAGACUCCGGCAAAUGCAGCCAACAAAUGCGUCCUUUUCCCCAUAUUUGAAGGAUGGGUCAGGUGUAUCUGU
Molecule: messenger RNA, 2480 nt
Organism: Oreochromis niloticus (Nile tilapia)
Lineage: Eukaryota; Metazoa; Chordata; Actinopteri; Cichliformes; Cichlidae
Product: proline-rich protein 36-like
Exons: 2
Coding region: 1-1986 (661 amino acids)
Source: RefSeq, a predicted model, not a curated record